Molecule: messenger RNA, 1887 nt
Organism: Prunus armeniaca (apricot)
Lineage: Eukaryota; Viridiplantae; Streptophyta; Magnoliopsida; Rosales; Rosaceae
Source: the annotation of a GenBank genome assembly
AUGGACUUCGACGAGUACGAUUAUCUGGAGAAGACUGUACAGGAGAACGACGAGCGGGACUCGAAGAAGAAAACGAAGAAGGACGGAACCGAGAAGAGUUACAGAAAAAGAGAGGUUGACGACGACGUUUCGGUCGGUGCCGAAGAUGAGGAUAGGAAGAGCAGUAAGAGGUCGAAGGGCGAGUACGAGAAUGGCCGCGAUAAGGAUCGGCACCACAGAAGUGGUAGAGAGAGGGAGAGAGAGGGCGAAAGGGACAAGGACCGAGAUCGUGAUCGCGAGCGGGAAAGAGACAGAGACAGGAGUAGUAGAGAUAAGGAGAAGGAGAAGGAGAAGGAGAGAGAAAGAGAGAGGAGGGAGAGAGAUAAGGAGAGGGAAAGAGAGAGGAGAGAUAGAAGAGAAAGGGAGGAGAGAGAGAGAAGAGAGAAGGAGGAGAAAGAGAGGUCUAGGAGGAGUGUGAGUCGAUCCGAACGUGAAGAGAAAGAUAGGCCUCGCAGAAGUAGUGACCGUGAAGAGAAAGAGAGGCCUCGCAGAAGUAGUGACCGCGAAGAGAAAGAAAGGCCUCACAGAAGUAGCGACCGCGAAGAGAAAGAGAGGCCUCGCAGAAGUAUCGACCGCGAAGAGAAGGAGAGGUCUCGCAGAAGUAGGAGCCGCUCUGAUCGUGAUAGGGAGAGGGAAAUUAGAGAAAGGGAACGAGAAAUUGAGUUGAGAGAGAGCAGGAGGUUUAAAGACAAAAAAGAAGCGGUGGAGCCUGAAGCUGAUCCAGAAAGGGAUCAGAGAACUGUUUUUGCUUACCAGAUGCCACUGAAGGCAACCGAGAGAGAUGUUUAUGAAUUUUUCUCAAAAGCGGGCAAGGUGAGGGAUGUACGACUGAUCAUGGACAGGAAUUCUAGACGGUCAAAAGGAGUUGGGUAUAUUGAGUUUUAUGAUGCAAUGUCUGUGCCAAUGGCUAUAGCUCUCUCUGGCCAACUACUUCUAGGACAACCUGUAAUGGUAAAACCUUCAGAGGCUGAAAAGAAUCUUGUUCAGUCCAACACAUCUGGUGGGGCCGUAGGUGUUGCAGGACCAUAUGGUGCAGUUGAUAGGAAACUGUAUGUAGGCAACUUACAUUUUAACAUGACUGAGACUCACCUUAGAGAGAUUUUUGAACCAUUUGGUCCAGUGGAACUCGUGCAACUUCCCCUUGAUCUUGAGACAGGACAGUGCAAGGGGUUUGGCUUUGUUCAAUUUGCUCAUCUAGAACAUGCAAAGGCAGCUCAAAGUUUGAAUGGAAAGUUGGAGAUUGCUGGUCGAACCAUCAAGGUUUCAUCUGUUACGGAUCAUGUUGGAUCACAAGAGACUGGAGCAAAAUCUGCAGACUUUGAUGAUGAUGAUGGGGGUGGUUUGUCUUUAAAUGCCCAAUCGAGAGCAUUGCUAAUGCAGAAGCUGGAUCGCACUGGUAUUGCCACAAGUAUUGCGGGGUCUCUUGGAGUUCCAGUGCUGAAUGGGUCGGCACCAAAUCAACGAGCUGGUACUUUGCCGAUCAAUGGCCAAGCGGCAGUCUCUGCUCCAAUUCUUCCGGCUACAGUUAUGCCGUUUGCAGUCACCGAACCCAUUGGAAACCCCAGUGAAUGUCUACUAUUAAAGAAUAUGUUUGAUCCAGCCACUGAGAGGGAGCCAGAUUUUGAUAUAGACAUUAAAGAUGAUGUUGAAGAAGAAUGCUCGAAAUGUGGCCGGGUGAAGCAUAUAUACGUGGACAAAAACACUGCUGGUUUUGUGUAUUUGCGGUUUGAAACUGUGGAAGCAGCAGCUGCAGCGCAACAAUCUAUGCAUUUGAGAUGGUUUGCAGGCAGGCAGAUUUCAGCCCUGUUCAUGCAACCGCAAGUGUACGAGGCCAGGUUUGGAGCGUAG